AAAUGGGUAAUGUAGCAAAUAGCGAACGCAACCUAAAAUGAACUGUUCGAUAUUAUCCUGCAUCACGCAUUUUUCAAAAUACCUGUACUUCAUUUUACAACCAGAUUAAAUGUUAAUGGCGGUGUCGUAGUAAUUUCAUAACAAGAAAACUUAUCCUCACUCAAACCCAAAGUGUCCUUAGGACCAUCGGGAGUGAUGUAAAUAUAGUACUGUACAUGUAUAUUGUAGUAAAUUGAAGUUUGAUUAACAACUAUCCCCACAGACGUUUAACAUGUUCUGCAGUGUACACUAACGUUCGGAUUAAACACGGAUCAAGGUCCAGAACUUUGCUUAUCAAUCAGGCUUUAUCAAUCAACAAACCUCGUUGAACGGGUGCAUUAACACAACGAGAAUUUUCGAUCUUAGUAUUGCCGAGAAACAGCGAUACUCCUAAAGUGACAUAAAUGAUGUGGAGAAUUAAUUAGAACUGAAGUCUCAAGAAAUAAAAGUCGUGUGAUGUGUCAUGAUACAAAAUAAUUCGCUUUCAAGUUGCUCAGGUGAUGCUGUAUAUACAAGUUUGAUAGUAUCAGAGAGAAAAACUUUGCAUAGCAUGAAUAGCAACGUGUUUUAAGAGCCCGGGGUUACGAUCCAUGCACAGAAUAGACUAAGCAGUAUAAUUGAAGGACAAAGUAUAGUCAAUUGAUUUUAUGGUCUUCAAUUACAAGUAUGGACAAAACAUCUGAUAAAAACUUGGAAAAGCCUGUCGAUGUAAAGGAUGCUAUUGGAUGUAACAAUACCGACGUUGACAUCACUGAGAGAGUGGGUCCAACAAUAUAUAAGCCUUAUCCCAAAAUAUUCAAGGACGCCGAGGGGAAUACUCUACCUAUACGUGUGAUUGAUGGGUAUAUGUACGCCCCUACUUGGAUACGACCUACACUACACGAAGAUUUAAAACAGUUUCAAACCAGGCCAGAUGAUAUAUGGUUGAUAUCAUAUCCUCGAUCAGGUAAUCACUGGGUGACAAACAUAUGUUGGUUGCUGCUACAUGAACGAAUGAGUGAUAAAUUUGAGGAAGAGCCUUACAUGAUAGACGGCCACAACCUAACUGCAGAAAAGCUUCCAUCUCCAAGAAUAAUGAGAUCUCAUAUGCAUUAUAGCGAUCACUUUCCCCAAGACGUUUUCAGGCAAAAGAACAAAGUGAUCUAUCUCUAUCGGGACGGACGCGACGUAGCAGUUAGCUUAUACAAACAUAUAACUCAGGUUGCUUCAUAUCAAUACUCAGGGACGUGGAAUGGCUUCUUACCAAACUUCCUCGAUGGAAUCUUGCCAUAUGGGUCGUGGUUCAAGCAUGUUGAUGGAUGGAUGAAGAAGUGCCGAGUAAACAGUGAAUUUAUGUUAGCAAUUAGCUAUGAAGACUUUAAGAAGGAUCCAGUCGGAACCAUCGCCAGAAUCUCGUCAUUCCUGGAGCUUCAAAAAACAGAAGCUGAAAUUCGCGAAGUUGCCGAGAAGACGUCAUUUAAAUGUAUGAAGAAACGUGAUGAGUUUUAUCAGCAAUUUGCCAAGGAUCAGGUCGAAGGAACCAUGUACAGGCUAGGUAUCACUGGAGACUGGGCAUCCAUGUUUACCUCAGAGCAAUGUGAACGUUUCAAUCACAAACAUCAAGAGAUCCUUAGCGAUGCCAUUCCUUUGUAG
Molecule: messenger RNA, 1671 nt
Organism: Owenia fusiformis
Lineage: Eukaryota; Metazoa; Annelida; Polychaeta; Sabellida; Oweniidae
Source: the annotation of a GenBank genome assembly